UGUGUGCGUGCGUGCGACAUCCGAUCUACGCGUAAGCGAUCCGAGCUUUAGCGGGCGUGCAGCUUGCGCGUCGCCGUCAGUGCGGCUCCAGACGACGGCCCGUCGACAGAAAGAAGAGCAGAAGAUGAGGUUCCUCGUAAUCGUUGCUACGCUCGUGCUUCUAUUCGGCGCAUGCCAUGCCGACGUGACGAUCGAGACCAAUGAGAUCGACGACGACAAAGUUGGCGCAGACAUGCGCGAGGAAGCCGCGCAAGACACUCCACUCGGCGAGCUCUUCGAGAACGCGGCCCAGGCGUACCUCGAUGAGGACUGGCGCGGCUGCAUCGGCGGCUUCGACGAGGCUCUUUACAGAUACAAGAAGUACAAACGUAUAGUGACGAUCUGCCGGCGAAAGUGCAAGACGGAGGCGGCGGGCUCCUCGCCGGUCUUUGCCGAGGACAUCGAGGAUCUACAUUUUUACGAAAGGAAAGUGCGGGAGACGCUCUGCCUGAUGAAGUGCAAUCAGGAUUACCGAGAGAUCGCGGGCGCGGGGGCGCUUAAACGGCUCCCACGCCACAUCGAGAAGAAAUUCGUCGAUCACGUCGCUUACGAGUAUCUUCACAUCUGCUAUUUUCAGGAAGGACAGUAUCAAGACGCAGCGAACGCGGCCUUCACCUUCCUGACCUACCAUCCUGAGCACGAAAUGAGCAGAAGGAAUCUCAAGCACUACCUGACCCUGCCUGGCGUAGUCGAGGAGAAGGUCGUGAAUCUGGAGGCGGCCCCUUUCGUCCAAACGUACGUCCGGGGAGUUCAGGCGUACGAGGAUGAGAAUUACAAGGAGGCUGUGGGCGAAUUCGAGACCUCCCUCGAGUCUUACAUAGAAUCCGAGGAGGAGUGCCGGAUUUACUGCGAGGGCCCGUUCGACCAAGGAUGGUAUCCCGAGUUCACUUCGUCGGUAGCGAAUCAUUUUGCCUUCUGUCUGAAGUGCAAGCGCGGCUGUUCCCUCGGCUUGAACAGCGUGAACGGCGAAUAUCGCAGCAAUUUGCUCAGCAGCCAUUACAAUUACUUGCAAUUUGCUUAUUACAAGUUGGGUAAUUUGAGAGCAGCCUGCGCAGCGGUUGCGAGUUACUUGUUAUUUUUACCCGCGGAUGAGACGAUGCUUCACAAUAAGGAUUACUAUAGCGCCCAGCCGAAGGUGACGGAUGAAUACUUUACGCCAAGACAGGAGGCGCUUGUUUACGUGAAGAGGCAAGAAUACGAAUUGAUGCUUUUGCAUUACAUAUCGGAAGAGUUCGCAGUGAUCGACGCCAGGUUCGACGCAUUCUCCAAGAAGAAUAAGGCGAAGAAGACUGACAAGAAGAAGAAGAAGAAGGGAGAGGGGAAGGAAGAGAAAGAACUGGGAAAGAACUCUCUCGCAAGAUCGAUCCUGCACCCUCCCCCGGGCCAUUCUCCGGAUAUCCGGAUGCAAUACUUGGGAAAUCUAUCGGCGAUAAGGGAUAAGGAGGAAGAAAGGGAAACGCGUAGGGACCGAGUCGCGCAGAAAGAUGACGUGCGAUUGGUAGCAGCGGAAAACGAGCUCGGUGGAAGAAAUCGUUACGUGGCCGACGGUUUUCUCAAUUCGACCGAGUGCGAUCUGCUCACGCAACUGGCUCAGAUUGCUGUGGAGGGAGACGGCUACGAGGAGAAUAAGAGUCCGCAUUCGCCCUAUGAGCGCUUCGAAGGCGUGACUGUCGGCAGAGCCGCAUUGAUGGUAUACUUCGGUCUGACGAAGCCGGAGCUGCUGGAACUGUUGUUGCGACACACAGAGGCAGCUCGCGAUCACGUGGAAAGGUAUUUCGACCUUGAUCAACAACUGUAUUUCACCUACACCCAUUUGGUCUGCCGAACGGCAUUACCCGAUGCGCCGGCGAAUCGAAUGGAUCUCAGUCACCAGAUACACGCUGAUAAUUGCUUGAUAAAGAAUGACAGCUCCUGCGUGCGGGAAAGUCCCGCGUACACCUGGCGGGACUACUCGGCGAUCCUGUACCUUAACGACGACUUCGACGGCGGCGAGUUCUUUUUCGUCGACGAGCGGAAGGAACAUCGGGUUCAAAGCACUGUAAAGCCCCGAUGUGGACGUAUGGUGGCAUUCUCCGCCGGUGGUGAGAAUCUUCACGGUGUGCGGGCUGUACGUGGCGGCAAGAGGUGCGCCGUGGCGCUGUGGUUCACCCGGGACGAGAAGUACUUAGAGUAUGAGAGGGUGGUGGCGGAUACCAUGCUGAAGAGGGUCCGCUGGUUGGGUACAGUUCCACAGAAGGGCACUCGAAUACCUUCCAGGUACGAGGACGCGCUGAUCCAAUGCUUCAAGGAAGACGAGACGCUGAGAUAUAUACUGAGGGAAUCUUCAUGAGGAAGAAGCGAAGAUGAUAACACCGAUUGCGCAAGUUUUCGCGACAGCGUAGCAGUGCUGUUUGCAUCGCUUUCUCGAUGAAAUGGCUGGUCCAUUGAGCCGGAAACUCGAGGGAAUUUUUCAGCGAUUAUUUAUAACGACGAUAAGUUAUGUCAUAAGACCAGUGUGAUGUUUUGAAACGUGCACUUCCGCGAGAGUCGGUCGAUAUUUAAUUUUAGAAUGCACCAAGUUCGCGAAAACUUUCAGCGAAUUGCAUCACUCGCACUACACCGGAUUAGCGCACACUGAAGGCCACUACACACAUAAAGUAUACAAGUACAAUGGCGUAUCGUAAGUACUUUGAUGAUGAAAUAAUGUAUAAAUAACAUGAAAAUAUCAUUAUUAGAUGUUUAAUCGUUCAAAAUGUUUACAUAUAUUUUCUUAUAUAAUCAACCGCUUCAUUCAGCCUUCAGCAUGCACCAAUCCGGUGUAACGCGGGUGAUCGAAUUCGCUAUUAAGCAAUAACGCAAUGAUGGCACACGAUGGAAUACCCUGCGAUCGUCGCUGCUGCGACACCACUGUUUAUAGAAAAUAUUCUAAAUCUUUAUUAGAACAUGGACAUUACAUGUCAACAGGUUUACAUAAUCACGCUAUGCAUCGCGCAACAUGUGUGUUUAUAUGUGUGUGUAUGCGUGCGUGCGUGUGUGUAUGUAUGUAUGUGUGUAUGAUCGCAUUAUUUAAUUUAUUUCUCGUAUUUAUACUAUGUAUAAGAGUUACUCGUGUACGCAACCGCGUUGCAGCCGCGUGCAGCGGCCGCACGCAUGUAUCAUCAUCAUCUUCUUCUGCCUCUUCUCUUUAUUUAUUACACACGGUGCCCUGUACACACGAUGUUGGACUUUAUACGUUCUCUUUAUAAAUCAAUUCCGUCGAUUAAGCGUGCGUAUGUACCGGUCGCCACUAACACCGUUGCCGGUGUUGCUACAUCUCGCCCCUACAAACGGCCGACCUGUCCGUCCUGCGUCGUCGUAAUCGCGGGACAAACAGCGAGAGACGCACUCGCCAGAUCGCCGAUAAGACGCGAACGAUUCGGGAGGAGCAAGGUGAAGGUUGUCGAAGAGAGAGAGAGAGAGAGAGAGAGAGAGAGAGUGCAGAAACUCGUAUUCCACGCUCUCUCCGAGAUCUCGCGGCUUCUGAGGCGACGUCGAAAUGGCUAUGGUUAUGCAAGAAGGAUUCAACCCACAAGAUUAUGAUUUUUGAGAUUUUAUCUUUUUACGUACAACUGAAAGAUUUAAGUCUUAUAUUUUAAAGAUUAAUUAAAAUUAAUUAAAAAAUUGCCUAAAAUUAA
This is a messenger RNA of Dinoponera quadriceps, 3692 nucleotides long. Its product is annotated as prolyl 3-hydroxylase 1-like. The transcript is spliced from 11 exons. Gene Ontology annotation, molecular function: protein binding; oxidoreductase activity, acting on paired donors, with incorporation or reduction of molecular oxygen; iron ion binding. Bases 125 to 2368 code for a protein of 747 amino acids. The record is from RefSeq and is a predicted model, not a curated record. Gene Ontology annotation, biological process: collagen metabolic process. NCBI's taxonomy places the organism in Eukaryota, Metazoa, Arthropoda, Insecta, Hymenoptera, Formicidae.